AUGCCCCCAAAAGGAAGCAAAGCCACCGGCCCCAGCUCAGGCGACAGCUCUCGCGUCCGCCAAGCCGUCACCAAAAAGACAAAGGACAAGAAAACCGACAAGAAGGAAGAGAAACCACCACGACCAAAAGUCCUCGAGCGUGAGGAGAAGAAGCAGGCCAAGAAGGACGCCAAGGCGGAGAAGAAGGAGAAGGCUUUUGAGGAUCUCGAGGCGGGGGUUACUCCUAAGGUGGUUAGUCGGAAGCUGGGGUCGAAGGCGAGGGCGAAGACGAGGAGUCAGGAUCGGAAGGCGAAGGAGGCGGGGCGGGUUGGGGAUGAGGAGUGA
Messenger RNA from Zasmidium cellare ATCC 36951, 324 nucleotides. RefSeq lists its product as uncharacterized. The transcript has a single exon. The coding region runs from base 1 to 324 and encodes 107 amino acids. NCBI's taxonomy places the organism in Eukaryota, Fungi, Ascomycota, Dothideomycetes, Mycosphaerellales, Mycosphaerellaceae. The record is from RefSeq and is a predicted model, not a curated record.